AUGAUCAGCCCAGCCUGGAGCAUCUUCCUCAUUGGGACUAAAAUUGGGCUGUUCCUCCAGGUGGCAACACUAUCAGUUAUGGCUAAACCCUGUCCAUCUGUGUGCCGCUGUGAUGCCGGUUUCAUUUACUGUAACGAUCGCUUUUUGACAUCCAUUCCAACAGGAAUACCAGAGGAUGCUACAACUCUCUACCUUCAGAACAACCAAAUAAAUAAUGCUGGGAUUCCAUCAGAUUUGAAAAACUUACUGAAAGUAGAAAGAAUAUACCUAUAUCACAACAGUUUAGAUGAAUUUCCUACCAAUCUACCAAAGUACGUCAAAGAGUUACAUCUGCAAGAAAAUAACAUAAGAACCAUCACUUAUGAUUCACUUUCAAAAAUUCCUUAUCUGGAAGAAUUACAUUUAGAUGAUAACUCUGUCUCAGCUGUUAGCAUUGAAGAGGGGGCAUUUAGAGACAGUAACUAUCUCCGGCUGCUUUUCCUGUCUCGUAAUCACCUUAGCACAAUCCCCUGGGGUCUGCCCAGGACUAUAGAAGAGCUCCGCUUGGAUGAUAAUCGCAUAUCCACCAUCUCAUCACCAUCUCUUCAAGGUCUCACUAGCCUAAAACGCCUGGUUUUGGAUGGAAACCUGCUGAAUAACCAUGGAUUAGGUGAUAAAGUUUUCUUCAAUCUAGUCAACUUAACAGAACUGUCACUGGUACGGAAUUCCCUGACUGCUGCACCAGUCAACCUUCCAGGCACAAACCUGAGGAAGCUUUAUCUUCAAGAUAACCAUAUCAAUAGGGUGCCCCCAAAUGCUUUUUCUUACCUGAGGCAGCUGUAUCGACUUGAUAUGUCCAAUAAUAACCUAAGUAAUUUACCUCAGGGUAUCUUUGAUGAUUUGGACAAUAUAACACAACUGAUUCUUCGGAACAAUCCCUGGUAUUGUGGGUGCAAGAUGAAAUGGGUACGUGACUGGUUACAAUCACUACCUGUGAAGGUCAAUGUGCGUGGGCUCAUGUGCCAAGCCCCAGAAAAAGUUCGAGGGAUGGCUAUCAAGGACCUCAAUGCGGAACUAUUUGAUUGUAAGGACAACCUGGUUGUAAGCACCAUUCAGAUAACCACCGGGACGCCCAAUACAGUGCAUCCUGCUCAAGGACAGUGGCCAGCUCCUGUGACCAAGCAACCAGACACAAAGAACCCCAAACUCACUAAGGAUCAGCGAACCACAGGGAUUCCGGCAAGAAAAACAAUUACCAUUACUGUGAAAUCUGUCACCUCUGACACAAUUCAUAUCUCUUGGAAACUCAUCCUACCUAUGACGGCUUUAAGACUCAGCUGGCUCAAACUGGACCACAGCCCAGCAUUUGGAUCUAUAACUGAAACAAUUGUAACAGGAGAACGCAGCGAAUACUUGGUCACAGCCCUGGAGCCUGAUUCACCCUAUCGAGUCUGCAUGGUUCCCAUGGAAACCAGUAACCUCUAUCUAUUCGAUGAAACUCCUGUUUGUAUUGAGACUGAAACUGCACCCCUUCGAAUGUACAACCCUACAACCACCCUUAAUCGAGAGCAAGAGAAAGAACCUUACAAAAACCCCAAUUUGCCACUGGCUGCCAUCAUUGGCGGGGCUGUGGCCCUGGUGACCAUCGCCCUGCUUGCUUUGGUGUGCUGGUACGUUCAUAGGAACGGAUCCCUCUUCUCACGGAACUGUGCGUACAGCAAAGGCAGGAGAAGAAAGGACGACUAUGCGGAAGCUGGCACCAAGAAGGACAACUCCAUCCUGGAAAUCAGGGAGACUUCUUUUCAGAUGUUACCGAUAAGCAAUGAACCCAUCUCAAAGGAAGAAUUUGUAAUACACACCAUAUUUCCUCCUAAUGGAAUGAAUCUGUACAAAAACAAUCACAGUGAAAGCAGUAGUAACCGAAGCUAUAGAGACAGUGGUAUUCCAGACUCCGAUCACUCACACUCAUGA
Molecule: messenger RNA, 1950 nt
Organism: Budorcas taxicolor (takin)
Lineage: Eukaryota; Metazoa; Chordata; Mammalia; Artiodactyla; Bovidae
Gene: FLRT3
Product: fibronectin leucine rich transmembrane protein 3
Exons: 1
Coding region: 1-1950 (649 amino acids)
Molecular function (GO): protein binding
Source: RefSeq, a predicted model, not a curated record